Macrosteles quadrilineatus (aster leafhopper) is the source of this 972-nucleotide messenger RNA. RefSeq lists its product as uncharacterized. NCBI's taxonomy places the organism in Eukaryota, Metazoa, Arthropoda, Insecta, Hemiptera, Cicadellidae. The coding region runs from base 1 to 972 and encodes 323 amino acids. Gene Ontology annotation, biological process: DNA integration. The transcript has a single exon. Gene Ontology annotation, molecular function: nucleic acid binding. The record is from RefSeq and is a predicted model, not a curated record.
AUGGGUGAUCUCCCAAAAUCCCGAGUGACACCUUCUCGUCCAUUUCUCAACACGGGGCUGGACUACGGUGGUCCUUUCAACAUCAAGGUUCAUAACCUCCGUUCAAUACGUUUGACAAAAGCGUACAUUUGUAUCUUCGUCUGCCUUGUAACAAAGGCUGUUCACAUUGAAGUAGCUAUCGACCUAUCAACUGAUGCCUUCAUUGCUGCACUAACUCGUUUUGUGUCAAGACGUGGCCUCUGCAAGAACAUAUAUUCGGACUGCGGGACAAACUUCGUUGGUGCUAAUAACGCCUUUCAAGCUCUCUUCAAGUCAGCUGAACGAACAUCUUUUCUUGAAUUUUCCUCAAACCAAGACAUUACCUUCCAUUUCAACCCCCCAGCUGCUCCUCACCAAGGUGGUCUCUGGGAAGGAGCCGUUAAGAGUGCCAAGCAUCACCUCCGCCGUGUCAUCGGCGAACAUGUCCUAACCCUCUCAGAGUUCAUGACCCUGACUACUCAAGUGGAGGCGAUACUUAAUUCGAGACCUCUCACACCAAUGUCAAACGACCCUUCAGAUGUCACUGCGCUCACUCCAGGACAUUUCUUGGUCAGAGCUCCACUUGUCUCUGUUCCUGAUGAAAAUCUGGAAGAUGUUCCUGAUGAAAAUCUGGAAGAUGUUCCUGAUAAUCGCCUGAAACACUGGCAUUUGGUCAAGGCCCUAAAUCAACGCAUCUGGAAGAGAUGGCAACUGGAGUACAUUCACACCCUCCAUCAGCGGGUUAAAUGGACUGAACAAAAUUCCAAUCUUCGCAUUGGUGACCUCGCCUUAGUACAUCAGCCUACUCCUCCUCUUUCUUGGCCGUUAGCUCGGAUUGUGGGUGUCUCCCCUGGAAAGGAUGAGGUUUUACGGGUCGUCCACUUGAAAACUCAACAAGGACUCUUGACUCGACCAGCUCACAAGGUUUUUCCUUUGCCUGCUUAUCAAGAGUAA